ACCCACGAGGGUGUCCGCCAUAUUUGAUCCUCGAGGAAAAAGGCGAAAUGCCGACCUAUUUUCAGCGUCCAGAGAAUGCUCUGAAGAGAGCUAAUGAAUUUAUAGAAGUUGGUAAGAGAGAGCCAGCGUUAGAUGUACUCUAUGAUGUCAUCAAAAGCAAAAAACACAGGACCUGGCAGAAUAAGAUCCAUGAACCUAUUCUGUUUAAGUAUUUAGAAUUAUGUGUAGACCUUCGCCGCAGCCAUGUAGCCAAGGAAGGUCUGUACCAAUACAARCUGAUCUGUCAACAAGUGAACAUUGCAUCACUUGAAGAGGUCAUUCAGUAUUUCUURAAGCUUGCUAAUGCAAGAGCUGAAGCAGCCAAGGCAGAGUCUAGAGUGGGGACACUUGAUGAUGAUGAUGUUGAUGACUUGGAUCAAAUCCAGACUCCAGAGAGCCUACUGUUGAGUUUUGUCAGUGGGGAAGACAUCCAAGACAGAACUGACCGUGUUCUGUUAACACCUUGGGUUAAGUUCCUGUGGGAGGCAUACAGGAAUGUACUGGAAUUACUGCGAAACAAUUCAAGGGUAGAGAAAUUGUAUCAUGAUACAGCACAGCAAGCAUUCAAGUUUUGCCUGGAUUACUCCAGAAGAACAGAAUUUCGCAAGUUGUGUGAUAAUCUGCGUAACCAUCUGAAUGUKACCCUUAAACACCAAGGGCAGCCAAACUCAGUCAAUUUGAGCAAUGUUGAGAGCAUUCAGAUGCAUCUAGAGACAAGACUUGCACAGUUAGAUGCAGCUAUCACCAUGGAGUUAUGGCAGGAAGCCUUCAAGGCUGUGGAGGAUGUGUUUGGAAUGAUGCAGCUUUCCAAACGUCAACCAAGACCUCAGGUGAUGGCCAACUAUUACCAAAAAGUUGCCCUGGUAUUUUGGAAGUCUGGUAAUUAUCUCUUUCAUGCAGCAACACAACAGAGGUCAUAUUUACUGCUGAGAGAACAGAAAAAGACUCUCACUCCUGAAGAAAUACAGAAGAUUGCUUCACAUGUUCUGUUGUCCACACUGACAAUCCCUAUACCAGUGGCCUUAAGUGAUACAGAAAAGUAYCUUGAACUAGAUGAGACAUCAAGAGAGAAAUCCAGAAGACUUGCAGCUCUCUUGGGACAGCAAACUAUCCCAAAUAGGGACUCCCUGAUACAGGAAAUGAUCAAAGCCAAUGUACUGCAGUAUGUCAUGCCACAGUUACAGCCCUUGUAUCAGAUCCUAGAGAAGGACUUCCAUCCUYUAAAGCUGUGCUUCAAAAUCAAUGAGAUAUGUGAGUUUCUAAAGUCCAAUGAAGAUGAUCUUUGUCAGUAUGUGGAACCACUACAGGACAUUGCAAUAGUCAGGCUGUUGAAGCAGGUUGCACAAGUGUAUCAAACCAUAGAGUUUAGCAGGCUCUUGAAACUAGUGCCAUUUGCUACUGAAUACAGACUAGAGAAUGCAAUAGUUGAAACUGUCAAGAAGAACAACGUGCAGGUUCAUAUUGAUCACAAAACAAGAUCAGUAAACUUUGGCCUUGACCUUCAUGUUGCACACAGAGARGAAGUUCCAGAAGGUCCAUAUUUACAGAGUAUGCCGUCAGAGUUGCUGAGAAACCAGCUGACAAUGAUGUCCUUGGCACUGAACAAUUCUAUUGUAACUAUCAAGAAGGAGGUUCAUAAGGAUAAGAAACAUGGCGAACAGGAGCAGCUAGCUCAAGCAUACCUGAGAACAGCACGCAAGGAACACAAGCAGAUGUUAGAAAGGAAAGCUGUAAUUGAAGCUCGUAAAGAGUACCUGGAAUCACUGCAUGUUGAAAGGGAGAGACUAGAAGUCCAGCGGCAAAGGCAACAGCAGGCAGAAAGCCUCCAAGCUGAGCAGAAGCGUCUUGAAGAAGAAAGAAGAAACAGAGAAGUUCAAAGACGUAGACAAGAGCUUCAGGACAUCGAGAAGAAACAAGCCAUGGAUAAGAUAGCAGCCUUGAAGAAGACUACWGUUGGUGCUAAGGCAUUGAAAGACUUGACUCCUGAGGAAAUUGAUGCCAUGAAUCCUGAUGACAUCAUUGCGCGCCAAGUAGAGCAGCUUGAUAAGGAGAAGAGAGAACAGCAAAUCCGCUUGAAGACUCAAGAAAAAAAAGUGGAUUACUGGGCACGUGCAAUGAGGCUUGAAGAAAUUCCUUUUCUCAAGAAACAGUAUGAAGAACAAAUUGUUGACGAUCAAAAGUUCUGGGAAACUGAAGAAGAGAAAAGGAUUAGUGAUGCAAUUUCUGAACACAACAAACUGGUUGAGACGUCCAACCGUCUGCGUCGAAUGGAAGACGACAGGAAUGCAUUCAUCAACUCGUUGAUGUCAUCUCGAAAUGAGAACUAUGAGUCCAAGCUUAAGUCCUUCCAGGAAAUGCUGUCGCAGAAGCGUCAAGAGAGGCUGCAUGAGCGUCGGCUUAAGCGUAUUCAAGAAAGAAAGGUGCAGAAGAAAAGAGAACAAGAAGAAGCCAUCAGAAGGGAGAGUGAAGAGAAAGAGCGACAAGAGAGAGAAGAAAAGGAAAGGAAGGUCCGCGAAGAGAAAGAAGCUCGUGAACGCGAGUACCAAGAGAAGAAAGCAAAGUUAGACGAGAUAGCAAGGAAACAAAGAGAACGAGAAGAGGAAAUAGAAAGACGUGAAAGAGAAAGCCGUGAACAAGACGUGGACAGACGUGGAGGAGGAAGAGUGGAAAGGGGAAGUGGAGGAGGAGGAGGAGGAGGCGAAUGGGUGAUCGUGAUGGCGGAGCAUGGAGAUCUGGUGGUAUGGACCGCGAUGGUCCACCACGACGUGAUGACGAUGGCCCGUGGAGGAGAUCAGGUGACCGUCCACGUGAUGAUUAUAACCGAAGAGACAUGGAUAAACGUGAUGAAGGGGACUGGAGAAGAGACUCUCGUGGGCCUCCGCGUGACAGUGGCAGCUCUUGGCGUGACAGAGACAGUGAAAGAGACAGAGGUUAUGGAGGAGGAGGAGGAGGUGGUGGCUGGCGUGACUCAGGACGCGAUCGAGGAUAUGACCGCGACAGGGGAUUUGAUCGUGACCGCGGUUUCGACCGCGACCGGGGAUUUGACCGAGAUCGCGACCGCGACAAAGGAUUUGAUCGUGACCGCGACCGGGGAUUUGACCGUGACCGAGAUAGGGGAUUUGAACGUGAUCGUGGGUUUGACCGUGACCGUGGUUUUGACCGUGACCGCGACAGGGGAUUUGAACGUGACAGAGACAGGGGAUUUGAUCGCGCAGGAAUGGACCGUGGAGGAGGUGGAGGAUGGCGAAGUCGUGAACCUGAACCGGAGCGUGAUGGUGGACGCGACUCUUGGCGUGGUCGUGACGAUCGUUCAGAGGAUUCAAGUAGAUCUCGUCCAGAAGGUAAAUCAUGGUCAGCUUCAAGACGUGGACGAGAUCGCCCACCGGAGAGCGGUGACCAAGAUGGCUGGACAACUGUCCAGUACAAGUGAUAUUGUUAAUAAUAACUAUUUUCCUCUGAUAC
Exaiptasia diaphana is the source of this 3501-nucleotide messenger RNA. RefSeq names its product eukaryotic translation initiation factor 3 subunit A. Lineage: Eukaryota; Metazoa; Cnidaria; Anthozoa; Actiniaria; Aiptasiidae. Gene Ontology annotation, molecular function: mRNA binding; translation initiation factor activity. Gene Ontology annotation, cellular component: eukaryotic translation initiation factor 3 complex, eIF3e; multi-eIF complex; eukaryotic translation initiation factor 3 complex, eIF3m. The record is from RefSeq and is a predicted model, not a curated record. Gene Ontology annotation, biological process: translation reinitiation; formation of cytoplasmic translation initiation complex.